AUGAGGCAGUGUCUUCUUUGGUUCAGCUUGUGGUCGUCGCUGGGCGCUAACAUAAUUUGCACUGUUCCGGAGCUGGUGCAGGAGCUGCAACUACAGGAACAUUUUGACUAUGUGCUGCUCGUUGGAAGCUCUAACUCCGAAUGGCCACAAUUGGUGUGGAAGCUGCCCUUGUCCACUGUUCAGAUUAAAGAUAAUUGGAAUAUCAGCUAUCAUCUAGAUAGAUAUCACUCCAGUCACUUGCUUAGCAUUGCAUUCGUUGAUGAGCAUGAUGCACAUGCACUUCUUGAGUUCCUGACUUUGAAUUUGAGACUAUGGAAUACGCAACCCUUACUACUGGUCUUCAAAAAAACCGAGCAAGUGCAAGGGCUCUUGAAAUUGUGCUGGCAACAGCUACAGUUGCUGCAUGUUUUUGCGAUUCUCGAAGACUUUGAGGAUACCGGACUCAUGUACAGCUAUUCACCUUUUCCAAAAUUUCAAUUUAAAAAGCGGCUGAUCAGAAACAAAACGAAUCCAAUUAUAAUACCACGCCUGCGAAAUCUCCGCGGCUAUAAACUUCCAGUUAUUGUCGGCGGAUCAACUCCACGUCUUAUAGUUUAUCGUCGUCCAACUGGGGAGCUAGUCUACAACGGCUAUGUGGGCCAUUUGAUGCACUGCUUCGAACAGAAAUACAACUGCAGCUUGAUUCAGCCGGUUCCGCUAACCGAGAACACAUUGGUGUCAGCACGACAGCUGAUUGGAGCAGUGCGAAACGGCAGCGUCCAGUUCGCCUUGGCGGCAACUUAUCCGGGUUUACCUCUCCAGGGCUAUACGUACCCCUUUGAGAUCCUUAACUGGUGUAUAAUGCUGCCCGUUCCAAAGCCAGUUCCGUCCAGCGAGCUCUACAGUCGUGUAUUGGAUCUACCCACCUUUCUGAUUGUACUCGGAUCAUUGGGACUGAUCUCAGCAAUAUUAUCAUUCAGCUUGAGGCUUUAUGGCUAUCGUGUGCAACAGUAUGAGUUUCUGCUGCACGAUAAUUGUCUGAGGGGAGCUUUGGGCCAGUCUUUCAAUGAGGUUCAACGGGCGCCUUUGCUGGUGCGUGGCAUUUAUUUGGAGAUCUGUGUAUUGGGAAUCUUGUUUACCGCCUGGUACAACUCGUAUUUCUCUGCGUAUGUCACCAGCGCCCCACAACAGAAGCCAUUCACGAGCUACGAUAGCUUAUUGAACUCGGAUCUGAAGGUGGUUGUCUGGAAUUCUGAGUAUCAAACGCUGCUCAGUUACGAUAGGCAAAUACGAAAGUAUGAGGCCAUAUUUAAGAUCGAGCCGGACUUUGAGAAAUAUCUAAAGAUGCGCGACUCGUUCAAUACCCACUAUGGCUAUGCGAUGCCGCUGGAGAAGUGGAACAUUAUAAAGCAACAGCAAAUGGUUUUUAGCUCAAUAUUGUUUACUAUGCGCGAGGAUCUCUGCUUUUAUCAAGGCAUUCCAAUUAUGUUUCCCAUUGCUGAAAACUCUGUUUUCAGGGAGCCACUAGAGCGGUUGAUAGGCGAGGUGACCGCCACUGGCCUCAUGGUUCAUUGGCGUGACAUGGCAUUUAGUGAAAUGAUUAAAGCUGGCAAAUUGCGUUUGGUCGAUCUGGGCAAGCCAAAGGAGUUCCGUGCCAUGCAGUUGAUGGACUUGAGCUACAUUCUAAUGGCUGGUGGAUUGAUGAUGACCCUGGCACUGGCCAUAUUUGGGCUGGAGCAACUAUGGUUUCACAAAAUGCGAUUAAGACGAUAUUUGCGUGAGGGCUUAAGAAUCGCACAACAAUUAUUUCAUUUAAAAUAA
Drosophila montana is the source of this 1800-nucleotide messenger RNA. RefSeq lists its product as uncharacterized. The coding region runs from base 1 to 1800 and encodes 599 amino acids. The transcript has 2 exons. The record is from RefSeq and is a predicted model, not a curated record. NCBI's taxonomy places the organism in Eukaryota, Metazoa, Arthropoda, Insecta, Diptera, Drosophilidae.